AUGAUUUUUCAGCUGUGUCUAAUAUUCAUAUUGCUGCAAUCGAAAGCAAAAUGUGUAAUCUACGCACCGGCACAGUACUACCCGGGUGAGAAGACGCUGGAAUAGUCUGAAAGGAGCCUGGUUUUAGAGCAUGGAGUAAUUACUUUAUAUAUCGGUAACCCAGCAAAAACCUUUAAUGUGGAAAUGACAAUUUUCGAAGCGAGUUUUCUAACAGUAACAAUGUUCUCGUCUCAGUGUUUGCUCGAGAAAUGCUUGACUUUCAGGACCAUUGUAAAUGGGCUGGAUGAUCGGUGAGCUAAAGAGUUGUAAAGGCCGACAUCUCCAACAUCUUUUAUUCUUCCUUAUUUCAGAAGGGCCGAAAAAAUUAUCGAUGUGAACCUUGCGCCCGGUCUCGUGUUGCGAUAUUUCAAGGAAAAAUCCUUUCUUUUCAAGGUGAGUGCAAUUAGCGCUGCAAAUGCUGUUUAGGUUGGAAAUUACAGCUUUAACGGUUCGCUGGCAACUGUUCGUAAAACCCCUGACAGCGACGCAGAAACAGAUACUCUGGAGUCCAGGACCUUCAACAAUUAUGAUGGAUACCUGCCUAUGAUCUUCCGUGGCAAUGAGCCCAAUUUUUUUAAUGAGGCCAUUGUGGGGGUGGCUGAAAAGAUGAUUACAUUUGUUCCGACUAGUCCUUCGGUAGGUUUGGAAAGCAUUUUGGCGAAAUAAUGAUAGGUAUUUCGUUCCACAAACACCUUUCAUAUACCAGCUCUGCCUGCAGCGUAAAAGUUAAAACUUUUAAAGAUUGAUAAGUGCCCAAAGCAGGUCAUGCUCACAAAAUAAAAAAAAAUAUCAUAGAGCGCUUCUUCAAUUAUAUACAAAAAUCAUAGUUUUUCUCUUAAAGCCUUGUUUUAUUGUACAGCAAGGAUCGUAUUUCAGUCUCACCACGCUGGGAUGUAUAUUGGAGCGGUUCCUGAGAAUCUCUGCAACUUCCAAAACACCACUUUAGUUCCGAUUGGGCUCAUUUCCACUGCUGCCCAAGUAGACCGAGCCCUUAUGGCCAACGUAAAGUAAGCAAAAUUAUGAUUAUUUUUUCAAAUUUACACUAAAAAUUUUAGUGUCAGCUACGCCAAGCCAGAUUCUGAGUUCAAGCAGGAGAAAUGGGACGUUCUCCUUCGGUUCGGCCCCUUUUUUUCAUUCAACUCCCAAACAUCGAAUCUUUUCUUCGGCGGACUGGCUAACAAGCAUAUCGUAGAAGAGGACUUUGCUAAAUUACCUGAAGUCAUCAUCGUUUCUUUGCCAGGAGAGAAAGAAUUAAAAAUCCCGAUCAAAGCCAUGUACAACAAAAGAGGCGGCUUUUAUGAACCAGGCUAUGUUUUGGAUGAAUCUGCCCAAUUUGGGCUGAAUCAGAAUAUCAUUCGAGAUAAGUGCAUCCGACUGGAUAAGACAAGUAACGACUGGUACUGGGGAUUGGGCGACAGGAUUGAUCAAUAA
Bursaphelenchus xylophilus (pine wood nematode) is the source of this 1470-nucleotide messenger RNA. The record is from the annotation of a GenBank genome assembly. Lineage: Eukaryota; Metazoa; Nematoda; Chromadorea; Rhabditida; Aphelenchoididae.